Molecule: messenger RNA, 1359 nt
Organism: Paramecium sonneborni
Lineage: Eukaryota; Ciliophora; Oligohymenophorea; Peniculida; Parameciidae
Source: the annotation of a GenBank genome assembly
AUGGAAGACUAAUUAAAAAGAAUCGACAUACUCAUCAAGAAGCAGAACUUUUAGAAGAGUAUAAAAAAACUAUAAGAACUGCAAAAUCAACUUAAUGAGAGUCUUAUUAAUCCUGAAGAAAUGACAGAAAAUGAAUUAGUAAGCUCUAGUUUAUUAUUAUUAGAUUUUCUAAAGCAAUAUAUACGAGAGGUUCGCGACAAUAUUUAUUGAUAUAAAUUAAGUUUAUCAAGCAAUGCAAUACUUAAUAAGAAUGAUAAAAAUAGAGAAAGAUAUUUGUAAAGCAUCCGAUAAUAAGAAUAGCAUUUUGAGACUCUGUAAUUCUUACGCAAAAAUAGGUAAUUAAUAUAAUGAAAUAAUAUCAGGUAGGUGCUGUUUCUAUUGCUGUUAUUAUGAAUAAACUUUCAAAUAUUUAGAUUAUGCUCAAUAAUUACUUAAUUAACAUAAUCUUACUAAUACAGGUGUUUAUGCACUAACUUUAACACAGUUAGGAAAUUAUUAUAGAUUUAUGUUUUAAGAUGAUUUGGCAGAAGAAAUGCUAAAUGAAAGCAUAAAAAUUAGGGAAGAAUUAUACUCUAGAAAUUCUAUAGUAAAAAUAAUAAAUAUAUGUAGGAAGUGGCUGAUUCAUUACAUGGAUUAGCAUAGUUAUUCUCAGAUCAAGGAAAAAUUGAAGAAGCUAUGUUUUCAAUCAACUAAGCUAUUACUAUUUGGAUCAAUGUUUUAAGUUAUGAAAAUAUCAAAACUGCAAAAUCUAUUUAUCUUAAAGGAAAUUUAUAUCUAAGAAUGAAAAGUACUACAGAAAGUAUAAUUUAAUUUUAAAAAAUUUAGAUUUAGAAAAAGCAGAAAAUUUAAUUACUCAAAGUUUGUAAAUAAAUAUAAAAAUUAUGGGAAAAUCUUCAUAAGAUAUUGCUGAUUGUUAUCAUUCUUUAGGUAAAAUUAAGUCUUAUAAUAAAAAUUCGAAUGAAUUUGAAGUUUAUUUUCAAAAAUCAUAAGAAAUUUUACAAGAAUUGUAUGGCUAAAGCCAUGCGAGCAUUGCAAUAAUAUUAAAUAAUUUUGGAAGAUCAUAUUAUGAAAGAAAAUAGUAUGAAAAGGCUGUUAAUUGUUUUUAAGAAUCUAUAAAAAUUUAUACCUAAUUAUGUGGAGAAAUGCAUGGCAAUUUAGCCAUUACAUUAAAGAACUGUGCUGAUUGCCAUAAAGAAUUAGGUCGAUUUAAGCAAGCUCACAAUGACUAUUCAAAAUCAUUGGAAAUCUAUAAGGUAUAUAUAAAUAUUCUAUUUUUAGAAAAUGCAGAUAAAUCAACAACAGGUCAAUUCGAUAUAAAUUUAAAUGACCCAAAUCUCCGAAAAGUUUUUAGAAGAUUGA